Molecule: messenger RNA, 1031 nt
Organism: Podospora bellae-mahoneyi
Lineage: Eukaryota; Fungi; Ascomycota; Sordariomycetes; Sordariales; Podosporaceae
Exons: 2
Coding region: 129-935 (268 amino acids)
Molecular function (GO): acyltransferase activity, transferring groups other than amino-acyl groups
Source: RefSeq, a predicted model, not a curated record
GAGGUGUGUUGAGUUGAGGGUGUUGUUGUUCUGUCUUGGUGUUUGUUAGUCUUAUACUUCACCUCGUGUUUAUACCUGUUCUUAUACAUUCCUCCACAUAGUACGGUAAGAGAGACAAACCGCCCAAAAUGCCUUACCUCGUCCUCCCAGCCCUCAUCCCCGACAUCCGGCCCUGCUACGACGCCUACUUUGCCGCCUUCACCACCGACCCCUCCGGCUCUGUAUUGCUCGACAUCCUCUUUCCCUCGGACGUCACGUCUGACAAGUUCCGCGAGGCGCACACCAACGGCACCCUGCAGUGGUGGCACACCUCCGAGACGCAGUACACCUACAAGUGUGUCGACUCGGAGACGGGUGAGAUCAUCGGCAUGGCCCUCUGCGACGUGUUUGUCAAGCCUAGAACAGAAGAGGAGCGCAAGAUGCCAGAGAUUGGGUGGCUUCACGGGGAGCAGAGGACACGGGCGGAGAGGGUGCUGGACGGGCUUUGGGGUGCGAGGGAGAGGAUUAUGGGGGGGAGGCCGUAUGUUUACAUCCACGCUUUUGCCGUUGACCCCAAGCACCAAGGCAAGGGAGCUGGCUCUGCUCUUGUCCAGGCCAUUGUUGACCUCGGAAACACUAUCGGACUGCCCAUCUACCUCGAAGCGACGCCCACAUCGGAAAACGUGUACUUCAGAAAGGGCUUCAGGAGAGUCCCCGCGGAGAUAGCCCAGGUGGUUCACGAGGCGGCCGUGUUGGGGACCAAAGAGGACGUGGAGGUACCGCUCAUGGUGAAGCUGCCGCAGGGUGUGUAUGGAGUCAAGGUUGAUGGGAGAAAGUUGGGGGAGGUGUGGGCGGAGUGGCAGGAGGAGAGGAAGCAACAGCAGCAGCAGCAGCAGCAGCGCCAACAACAGGUUCAACAACAACAACAACAACCAGACGUUGAGGUUAGACCAUAAUAGACACGCACUUCUAGAUCUGUGCUAGAAGAAGCUUGUCACCGGUAGAUGGCCGAUGAAGGCUCCAAAAUUGACAGCUUUGACAGUUGAUGGCGC